Symbiodinium sp. CCMP2592 is the source of this 351-nucleotide messenger RNA. The record is from the annotation of a GenBank genome assembly. NCBI's taxonomy places the organism in Eukaryota, Dinophyceae, Suessiales, Symbiodiniaceae.
AUGGUGCACAUGGCCACCCCCGCAUUGUCCACAGUCGUGCUUUGUGCCUUUUUGCUGACCAUAGCUGCUGGCAUGGAAAUGGAUUGGACAAGCUACUCGGAUCGUGCUGAUCUUCCAAUGUCCCAGAAGUGGCGAGAGGACAUGAAGGAUAAGCUUUCCAGCGUGGACACUGCGAAGCUUACACCAGAGCAGAAGCGCAAAUUCAAAGAACUCUGGCGGCGAGUGAAUGGAGAUCCGCCAUCAGCAGGCGAAUCCGUGCCCUUGGCGGGGGUUGCUGCCGUUGCGUUGCUGCUGGGAGCUGGUGCCUACAUGUGGCUGACGAAGCCCGAGCCUGACAUCCAAGCCAAGUAA